GGGCGGGGCGCGGGCACCCGGGGGCGGAGGACCUGGGGAGGCGGGAGGCGGGAGGCGGGAGGYGCCGGGGCCGUUUAAGCGGCCUCCCUCCCGCCCCCAGCCGCCCGAUCUGGCCCCGGCCCUGUCCCGACCCCCAGCGUGGUCCACUCCGGCCCAGCGGCUCCACCGGGCACGCAGGCGGCCUCUGGAGCAGCCCAARCCCAUGAGGGCCGCGCGCCCCGCCGCCGGUGCUGACGAGACGGAGCUCCCGGCCCCCGAGGAGGAGCGGAGGAUCAAUGCGGUUCAAGAAUCGAUUCCAGCGUUUCAUGAACCAUCCAGCUCCAGCCAAUGGCCGCUACAAACCAACUUGCUAUGAACAUGCUGCUAACUGUUACACACAUGCAUUCCUCAUUGUUCCGGCCAUUGUGGGCAGUGCCCUCCUCCAUCGGCUGUCUGAUGACUGCUGGGAAAAGAUAACAGCAUGGAUUUAUGGAAUGGGCCUUUGUGCCCUCUUCAUCGUUUCCACAGUAUUUCACAUUGUAUCAUGGAAAAAGAGUCACUUAAGGACAGUGGAGCAUUGUUUUCACAUGUGUGAUAGAAUGGUAAUUUAUUUCUUCAUUGCAGCAUCUUAUGCUCCAUGGUUAAAUCUCCGUGAACUUGGACCCCUGGCAUCUCAUAUGCGUUGGUUUAUCUGGCUCAUGGCAGCUGGAGGAACCAUUUAUGUAUUUCUCUACCAUGAAAAGUAUAAAGUGGUUGAGCUCUUCUUCUAUCUCACAAUGGGAUUUUCUCCUGCCUUGGUGGUGACGUCAAUGAAUAACACCGAAGGACUUCAGGAACUUGCCUAUGGGGGCUUAAUUUAUUGCUUGGGAGUUGUGUUCUUCAAGAGUGAUGGCAUCAUUCCCUUUGCCCACGCCAUCUGGCACCUCUUUGUGGCCACAGCAGCUGCCGUGCACUACUACGCCAUUUGGAAAUACUUAUACCGAAGUCCUACAGACUUUAUUCGACAUUUAUGACCAGUCUGGACUAGGUCUCCAAACAGUAUUAUCUCAACUGUGGCACUUGGGAGUGGGGUAAGAGCUGAAAAUUGCACAGGGAAAAAAAAAAGCAAUGCACUGACUUUCUUUAUAUCUUUUGAAUAUAAUUACUGUGAAAGGUUAAAAGCUGCGUUCUGGAUUUCCCCCCUCACAGCAAACAAAUAAAGCAGUGAGUUCAUUAUUCAUUCCAUUCCACUAUCAUGAAGGACUCUGGAUAGACUUUGGCCAACUGAUGUUUACAAACCAGAAUUUUGUAUUUUAAUUUUACAGAUUUUACUACAUGAUUUUUCUAAAUUAGUAGGUCAGGUUGUAAAAGUCAGUGCAAUAACAAAACUUCCUUUGUAAGAAAAAAAAUUCUUUYUAUCACUUUCCCAUUCACUGUGUAAAGAAUCAUGAACAGAACUUACACUACUUUUUACCAUGUUUCAUCUUGGCAUAACAUGGUUAUUUUUUAAAUAGAAACUUUAGUUUUUUGUAAAUUUUUUAAAAAUACUUCAUUGACCUGCUUCUCUGCGGUUCCUCAUUCAUGUUGUGAAUUUUUGCAGCAAGCAGUCAACAUUCCACAAAUGAACAAACAUUAUACCUCUUCUGAUAGUUUUAUGAAGUGUGGAAAAAUUGCCAAUUUUUAAAAACUGCAGUUUUCCAAACUUUUCUGCCAACCUCUGACUCUGAAUUCAGUGCUGCUUUGGGCCAUACACUUGACACAGUUUGGCUUACCAGUGAUGGAAAAGCAUUUUGAUAUCAUUAACUUUUUCAAAAGAUCCAACUUUUCUCUAUGCCUUUGCCAUGUUUUCUUCAGGGUCUCUUUCAACAGUGGAUGAGUAUUCUAUGUGUUAUGCUAGUAUUGUUGGGCUGGCCAUCCGCUGAAAACUUCUCAAGAGCAUUAUGAAUUACAGUGAAGAGUGGUAUUGCCUGUUCUGUGCCCAACAGGUUAGGUCACUGUCACUUAGUUAAUAGUAUCAGUUUGAUAUUCAUUUUAAAUUGUGAAAUCAGAUUAUAAAUUCACAUUUCUGCCUUUCCUCUGCAUCUCCCGAUAUACUUUUUUUUAAAAAACUAUAAAAAUAUUUAAAGCAUUGUUUGACAGGUAGAAACUUGUAUCUGUAGUCCAUGAGUUAUAUCCUGGCUCAAUGGAGUAGUAUUUAUAUAUUAUUUUUGUUUUUCCUCAGUGUGUUGUAUUAYAGCUAAUGUGUUAGUUGCUUUGUUGGUUAACCUCUCUUGUUGGUGUUGUAAGAAAUGAAAUAACCUUGCCCUUAGUUCGGGUGCCAAUACUGCCUAUUUUCUAGCAAUGCACUUGCUCAAUGGAAUUGUUGAAUUGGUAAUUAGCUUAUUAAUUCAAAUUUUGUACUGACGUAGCUUUAAAAGAGAGUUUAUUUUGUGUGUAUGUUUAGAACUCUAUGAUUUUGGUAAAUUAUUGGGGAAUAGAACUGAUGUUUGCCGAUGAGUUCUUAAUUAGGCAAGGUACCCAUGACAUCACCACCCAGACCACCUCUAUCUGCAUGAUUCUGAACAUCUGGAUGCCUGUUGUUUUACUGUGUGUAUUUUAUUUUAACAUAUGAAGUUUUGUAGAUUGAUUUAAAAAUCUGCUUWAAAGUUACACUGUCAAAAACCACUAAAAUGUAUGUAAAAAUUGUGCUGUAGAUUAGAAUAAAAUUGUUACUUGGAUUUAUUCCA
This is a messenger RNA of Urocitellus parryii (Arctic ground squirrel), 2684 nucleotides long. It is a transcript of the gene Mmd, whose product is annotated as monocyte to macrophage differentiation associated. NCBI's taxonomy places the organism in Eukaryota, Metazoa, Chordata, Mammalia, Rodentia, Sciuridae. Gene Ontology annotation, molecular function: pore-forming activity. The record is from RefSeq and is a predicted model, not a curated record. Gene Ontology annotation, cellular component: membrane.